CCCAACCCAGUAUGUCGAAGGCACAAAUUGAGCAAGGCUUGAUGGCCCAAUGUUGCAGGUAUUGUGUUGAGUUAUGUUUUCUUGCGCUUCUGAGUACUCUUCAUUAUUUGAUUUGGGGUGCUCUGGAGAAUGAGAUUGGGUGGAGCAAAUUUUGUGUGGGGGAAGAAAGGUUGAAAUGGAUUGUGUGGGAAUGGGUAGCAGUAGCAACAUUUGUGUUUGUGGGUGUUACGAUAUAUGGAGUAUUUUGUAGGAUCUCGAAGCCUCGCUUUUGUGAGCAUUAUGGUAUGAACAACUUCAAACAUUUGGAUUCCUUAUCAUCCCAGAACUGCGGCUUUCAGAAACGAGUUUUGCUGGUAGAGGACACAAAAAUCAAUCGAAUAAUUUUGCGGAAGGUUCUUGAAAGACUUAAUCUUCAUUGCGAAGAAGCAGAAAAUGGAAAGAUAGCAGUGGAUUACAUCAAACAAGGACGGACAUAUGAUCUUGUAUUGAUGGACAAAGAAAUGCCCAUCAUGGAUGGACAUGAGGCGACAAGGCAACUAAGAAGAAUGGGAGUUAAGACGCCUAUUGUUGCACUGAGUGCAAACAGUCUGCAAUCUGAUAAGGACCUUUUCUUUGAAGCUGGUGUGGACGACUUUCAAACAAAGCCUCUUUCUAGAGAGAAACUUCUCCAAUUGCUAGCUCGGUAUGGUCUUGAGAGUUCAUGUACUGAGAAAUAGAAUAAAUUGGGCUGACUACAAUGAAAAGAAACACAGUUUCAUUCUACUAUAACAGGGAUGU
Cryptomeria japonica (Japanese cedar) is the source of this 777-nucleotide messenger RNA. RefSeq names its product two-component response regulator ORR41. The transcript has 4 exons. The record is from RefSeq and is a predicted model, not a curated record. Gene Ontology annotation, biological process: phosphorelay signal transduction system. NCBI's taxonomy places the organism in Eukaryota, Viridiplantae, Streptophyta, Pinopsida, Cupressales, Cupressaceae. The coding region runs from base 12 to 716 and encodes 234 amino acids.